Messenger RNA from Colletotrichum aenigma, 1680 nucleotides. RefSeq names its product Nonribosomal peptide synthetase dtxS1 (gene dtxS1-1). The record is from RefSeq and is a predicted model, not a curated record. Bases 1 to 1680 code for a protein of 559 amino acids. Gene Ontology annotation, molecular function: S-adenosylmethionine-dependent methyltransferase activity. NCBI's taxonomy places the organism in Eukaryota, Fungi, Ascomycota, Sordariomycetes, Glomerellales, Glomerellaceae. The transcript has a single exon.
AUGGAUACCCUGGAAGCUGAAGACAUCCAUGCCAUCGAGCAGCUCUUGCGCAGUCAUGAGUCUGUCAAAGACGCGGCCGUGUUAUCUGUACAGAAAUACGGGGAAGAUAUGCUCGUGGGCUUUGUGAUGCUGCACGACCAAGCCCUCGAGAACCAGAUCCGAACCCUGGGUCAGUCCGGCGACGAGUUCGAAGCGGAGCAAGUGCAGCUGUGGGAGUCGGUCUUUGACCGGCGCGUUUACGCCACCAUCGACGACGAAGCACGGCGGGAAACCGUCGGGCGCGACUUCACCGGCUGGAUCUCGGCCUACGAUGGCAGCUUGCUGGACAAAACCGACAUGAACGAGUGGCUCGACGAUACCAUCGAGAUGAUGGUCACGCACAGCAUUCGCGACCGUCCCGUCAACGUUGUCGAACUCGGAACCGGCUCCGGCAUGAUUCUCUUCAGUCUCGCGCGCCACAUACGUUCCUAUCAUGGUAUUGAGCCAUCACGUAAGGCCGUCGACUUCGUCUCAGUGACGGCUCAAUCGAUCCCUGAACUCGCGGACAAGGUGUAUGUAUACGAAGGUACGGCAACCGACUUUCAUCUGCUGGGGUCGCCCUCCCCCGACUUGGUCGUAAUCAACUCGGUUGCCCAGUAUUUCCCUAGCCAGGCCUACCUGCUCGAGGUGGUUGAGGGCAUCCUGAAAUUCGGCUCCGUUCAGACAGUUGUGUUUGGGGAUAUCCGAUCGUUUGCUCUUCAGAAGGAGUUCCUGGUCACCAAGGCACUUCACGCCACGGGCGGAAAGGCAAGCAAGGGCGCUCUUCGCGAAAAGAUCUCGGAGCUGGAGCAAGCCGAGAUUGAAUUCUUGGUUGACCCGGCAUUCUUCACCAGCCUGCCUGACCGGUUUCCAGGCCUCAUUGAGCAUGUCUGCAUCAUCCCGAAAAAGAUGAAGGCCACCAACGAGUUGAGCUGCUAUCGCUACGCUGCGGUUCUGUACAUUGCUAGUGGAAGCCAACAGAGCGGAGAACAGCAGCAGCAGCAGCAGCACCUUAGCAGCAACAUUCGGGAAGUCGCUGAUGACGAAUGGAUUGACUUCGUGGAUCAAGGACUGGAUCGUGCAACCCUCUCGCAUCGUCUGAUCACCGAAACCCCAGAUAUCAUGGCCGUGAGCAACAUUCCCUACAGCAAGACUGCCUUUGAGAGGCACUGUCUCGACGCACUCGCGGACGGAAACGGACAAGAAGAAAACGCAGAUGAUGAUUCUGCGUGGCUUACAUCCGUCCGCCAGAGCAGUCAAGAGUCCCCGUCGCUCUCGGCUCUGGACCUGGCAAGCAUCGCUCAAGAAGCCGGAUACGAAGUUGAAUCUAGCUGGGCGAGGCAGUUUUCACAGCGCGGUGGCCUCGACGUCGUCUUCUACCGUACGCAGCAGCCAUCUGAUACCGUAGCUGGUAGUGUUGGUCGUGGGGACAAAGCUCUCUGGCGCUUCCCGACUGAUCAUCAGGGUCGAGAGCCUAGCGCGUUCAGCAACCAGCCACUUCAGCAGCAGGCCAGGCAAACGAUCCAACGACAGCUUUUCGAAUCUCUGGAAGAUCAGCUUCCUAUGGAGUCGGUACCCGAGGAUAUAGUCAUCCUGAGCGCUUUGCCGACCACUUCGGAUGGCAAAGUGGACCGUCAGGCGCUCUCAGAGAAGGCAAACUAG